CCGAAGUGCCCAACGACUUGUGCCUUUGCUUUCCCCGACCCCCGACCCCGAGCAGCAGCAACGCGUCGCGUGUGCAUCGCAACAACAACGAGAUUCAUCAGAGCCCAGACCACCGACGAGAAAGGACAAAACUGCGGCGGACCUACUCGGAGCCGGAGGCAGGGCAAAGGCCCGAUCCCCCUUCCCCGCCGGUCGCCGCGCUCGUGCGCGCUAGCCCCGUCGACGCCGGCGGACAGCGUGAGCUAUGGGUUGCUCCUCCUCCGUGCCAGCUAGAAGUACUGGAGGGCUGAACACUAUCAGCAACGAUAGCUCUCCCGCCACUGAUUCAAAGGACUUGCGUGCUAAGCUGGUAUUGCUGGGAGACUCAGGUGUUGGGAAAAGCUGUAUAGUUCUUCGCUUUGUUCGUGGUCAGUUUGAUCCUACUUCCAAGGUAACUGUUGGUGCAUCUUUUUUAUCACAAACAUUGGCAUUGGAAGAUUCAACAAUAGUGAAGUUUGAAAUUUGGGAUACUGCUGGGCAAGAGAGGUAUGCUGCCUUGGCACCACUUUACUACAGAGGAGCUGCUGCUGCAAUUGUUGUCUACGAUAUAACGAGUCCGGAAUCAUUUAGCAAAGCACAGUAUUGGGUAAAGGAACUUCAGAAGCAUGGUAGUCCUGGUAUUGUAAUGGUUUUGGUUGGGAAUAAGGCUGACCUACAUGAUAAUCGAAGUGUAUCCUCGCAGGAUGCACAGGACUACGCAGAGAAGAACAAUAUGUUUUUCAUUGAGACGUCAGCCAAGACAGCUGAUAAUAUAAACCAACUGUUUGAGGAAAUUGCAAAGAGGUUGCCUAGGCCAACGGCAUCGUGACAAAGCACUUGUGUGUAUUCAAGAGUGACACAAAUACAAGCUUGUACCAUGUAAUGCAUGCCAAGUGCCAGCCCAUAUAUAUGGGUACUGUAUGGAACUAUGGAAGACCUCUCAUGUAAAGAUUUUUUUUUCAUUCUGUUAUAAUUGUGGAGGACCUUCGGUAUUGAAUAUCCUCUGAUGUCGCAACUAUUGGUCACUGGUGACGAAGUGCUUUUCUUUUCCUUUACCUUUUUUCUAGGGCAAUUCUAUCUAACAACAAAGAAGAUACGUAAACUUCAUGUAAACUGCCAGAAUAGAUGCGUGCUUGUUAUUCUUUAAUUUUUAA
Molecule: messenger RNA, 1172 nt
Organism: Sorghum bicolor (sorghum)
Lineage: Eukaryota; Viridiplantae; Streptophyta; Magnoliopsida; Poales; Poaceae
Product: ras-related protein RABF1
Exons: 8
Coding region: 245-847 (200 amino acids)
Molecular function (GO): GTPase activity; GTP binding
Source: RefSeq, a predicted model, not a curated record